Messenger RNA from Cryptococcus wingfieldii CBS 7118, 2319 nucleotides. RefSeq names its product heat shock 70kDa protein 4. Lineage: Eukaryota; Fungi; Basidiomycota; Tremellomycetes; Tremellales; Cryptococcaceae. Gene Ontology annotation, cellular component: cytosol; nucleus. Bases 1 to 2319 code for a protein of 772 amino acids. The transcript is spliced from 6 exons. Gene Ontology annotation, molecular function: ATP-dependent protein folding chaperone; ATP binding. The record is from RefSeq and is a predicted model, not a curated record. Gene Ontology annotation, biological process: protein folding.
AUGGCCAGUGUUGUUGGUAUUGAUCUCGGAAACCUUUCCUCCAAGAUUGGUGUCGCCCGACACAGGGGUAUUGACAUCAUCGUCAACGAGGUUUCCAACCGUGCUACUCCCUCUCUCGUCUCUUUCACACCCCGUCAGCGAUUCAUCGGUGAAUCUGCCAAGACUGCCGAGACUUCCAACUUUAAGAACACCAUCGGAUCCUUGAAGAGGUUAAUCGGUAGAACAGCAAACGACCCCGAAGUCUCUGAGAUUGAGAAGAAGUUCAUCAACGCUCAGCUUGUCGAUGUUGCUGGUGAAGUCGGUAUCAAGGUCGACUACCUUGGCGAGCCCACCGACUUCUCCUUCACCCAGCUCACCGCUGCCUACCUCGGCAAGCUCAAGGACACUGCCUCCUUCGAGCUCAAGCAGGCCGUCUCUGACGUCGUCAUUGCCGUUCCCGGAUGGUUCACCGACGUCCAGCGACGCGCUUUGCUUGACGCCGCCAACAUUGCCGGUCUCAACGCCCUCCGACUCAUCAACGACACUACCGCUGUCGCCCUCGGCUACGGUAUCACCAAGGCCGACCUCCCCGAGGACCCCGAGACUCCCAGAAACAUCGUCUUUGUUGACGUCGGUCACUCUGACUACUCUGUCGCCGUUGUCGCCUUCUCCAAGGGUCAACUGACCGUCAAGUCCACCGCCUACGACAGGCACUUCGGUGGCCGCGACUUUGACUUUGCCCUUGUCCAGCACUUUGCCGAGGAGUUCAAGACCAAGUACAAGAUCGAUGUCCUCUCCUCCCCCAAGGCUGUGUUCCGUCUUACCACCGGUUGUGAGCGUCUCAAGAAGGUUCUCUCUGCCAACGGCGAGGCUCCUCUCAACGUCGAGUCUUUGAUGAACGACAUUGACGCCAACUCUACCCUGAAACGAGAGGUCUUUGAGGAGCUCACCGCCCACCUCCUCGACCGAGUCAGCAACCCCCUUGCCGAGGCCCUCGAGAAGGCUGGUUUGACCGUCGAGCAGGUCGACGCUGUCGAGCUUGUCGGUGGUUCUACCCGUAUCCCCGCCAUCAAGGAGCGAAUCUCCAAGUUCUUCGGCGGCAAAACCCUCUCUUUCACCACCAACCAGGACGAGGCCAUCGCCCGAGGUGCCACCUUUGCCUGUGCCACCCUCUCCCCCGUCUUCCGAGUCAGGGAGUUUGCCGUUCACGACAUCACCGCCUACCCUAUCAAGGUCUCAUGGGAGAAGGAGGCCGGAAACCCCGAUGAGGACACCGAACUUACCGUCUUUGGUACUGGUAACCCCAUCCCCUCCACCAAGGUCCUUACCUUCUACCGAAAGGGUCCCUUCACCCUCGAGGCUUCUUACGCCGAGCCUGCCACCCUCCCUAAGGGUAUCAACCCCUGGAUCGGCAAGCUCACUGUCAAGAAUGUCGAGGUUCCUGCCUCUGGCGAGCUUGCUAUUGUCAAGGUCAAGGCCCGUCUCAAUUUGCACGGUAUCUUGAACUUUGAGAACGCCUACGUCGUUGAGGAGGUCGAGAAGGAGGAGGAGGUCACCGUUGGUGAGGGCGAGGAGGCUACUGUCGAGAAGAAGUUGGUCAAGAAGGUUGUGAGGAAGGGUGACUGCCCCACUGUCGGUCAGUACACUGGUUUGGGUCAGGACAAGGUCAACGACUUGACCGAGUCGGAGGGUAAGAUGCACGCCGACGACAAGUUGGUGCUCGAGACUGAGGACCGUAAGAACGCUCUUGAAGAGUACGUCUACGACACCCGAGGCAAGCUUGACGACCGAUACGCCGCCUACGUUCAGCCCCAGGAGAAGGAGGCUCUCUUCAAGGGUCUCCAGGAGGCCGAGGACUGGCUCUACUCUGAGGAGGGUGAGGACGCCAACAAGUCUGCUUACGUCGCCAAGCUCGAUGCCCUCAAGGUCUUGGGUGACCCCAUCUACCUGAGGUGGAAGGAGACCGAGGAGAGGCCCAAGGCCGCUGCUGCGCUUAAGGAGGCUUUGAACACCUAUUUGACUGCUGCCCAGGGUGACGACGAAAAGUACGCCCACAUCGAGGAGGCUGAGAAGAACAAGGUUAUCGAGAAGUGUGCCAACACUCAACACUGGCUCGAAAACCAGCUCUUCCGUCAAUCCGAGAAGCCCAAGAACGUCAACCCCAUCAUCACCUCCGCCGAGAUCAACACCAAGCGAGAGGACGUUGUCUACAGCAGCAAUGCUAUCCUCAACAAGCCCAAGCCCAAGGCUAAGGUUGAGACCCCCGCCCCUGAACCCCAGCAGGAGCCCAAGGCUGAGGAGCAGCCCGAAGCUACUGUCGAGGAGAUGGACGUCGACUAG